This is a messenger RNA of Maudiozyma barnettii, 2025 nucleotides long. RefSeq names its product long-chain fatty acid transporter FAT1 (gene FAT1). Bases 1 to 2025 code for a protein of 674 amino acids. The record is from RefSeq and is a predicted model, not a curated record. Gene Ontology annotation, molecular function: long-chain fatty acid transmembrane transporter activity; long-chain fatty acid-CoA ligase activity. The transcript has a single exon. Lineage: Eukaryota; Fungi; Ascomycota; Saccharomycetes; Saccharomycetales; Saccharomycetaceae.
AUGUGGCUCUUGAAUGUCCUUGUAUUUGUCCUAGCAAGGAUUUUUACGUUGCUGUUUAGACUGAUCAAGAUAAUUGUUACACCGUUAGUAUACCUCGUUGUUUGGCUCACAGGGGAUUUUUUUCAGAAGUUCGAUGAGCGUCAUAGGAUUAAAGAGGAUUUCUACAUUAUCCCAUAUUUUUUGAAAUCAGUAUUCCUUUAUGCUUGGUCAGUUAAAAAGCAUAAAUUCCAAACUUGGUAUAUCUUUACAAAACAAGUCGACAAUAACCCAGAUGGACUAUCAAUUCGUUAUACACGUCCUGUGAAGGGUAAACAAGGCGAAUAUGAAUUAGAAUCAUACACUUAUAAACAAACUUAUGAAAUCGUGUUGAGAAUGUCAUAUAUUUUGCGUAACACUUACAAUGUAUCACCAGGUGAUUAUAUUGCUAUCGAUUGCACAAACAAACCAUUAUUCUUGUUUCUAUGGUACUCUGCAUGGAAUAUUGGUGCUGUGCCUGCAUUUUUGAAUUGUAAUAGUGUUGGUGAACCAUUAGUUCAUUCAUUAAGAAUCUCAAACAUCUCACAAGUAUUUAUAGAUCCCGAUGCUGCAACACCAAUCCUAAAUUCAGAAGAAUUGAUAAAAAAUUCUUUACCAAAUGUUAGAUUGAAUUAUUUAGAUGAGGAUUCCUUGUUAGAUAUAAUCAAUGAUCCUAUGUCCCCAGUUUUUUUACAGACUGAAGAUAUUAGAUCUCCUGCUACUGCAAAGGAUUAUGAACCUUCCAUGCUGAUUUAUACUUCGGGAACUACAGGUUUACCAAAAUCUGCAAUUAUGUCCUGGAGGAAAUGUGCUGUGGGAACACAACUGUUUGGGUACGUUUUCCAUAUGAAUACUGAAAGUAUAGUAUUUACAGCCAUGCCAUUGUUCCAUUCUACAGCAGCACUACUUGGCGUCUGUGCUGUCUUAUCUCAAGGUGGUUGUAUUGCUAUAUCUCCAAAAUUUUCUGCAAGUAAUUUCUGGAAACAAGCUUAUAUUACCGAGGCGACACAUGUCCAAUAUGUGGGUGAGAUCUGUCGUUAUCUGCUGCACACACCUAUUUCAGAAUAUGAAAAAUUACACAAUGCCAAGGUUGCCUUCGGUAACGGAUUAAGACCAGAUAUAUGGCAACAAUUUAGACUUAGAUUCAACAUUGAUGUUAUUGGGGAAUUUUAUGCAGCAACAGAAGCACCAUUCGCUACUACAAAUUAUCAAUGUGGUACCUUUGGUAUAGGUGCAUGUAGAAACUACGGUACCGUGAUUCAAUGGUUUCUUUCAUUCCAACAAGUGCUAGUGAAAAUGGACCCUGAAGAUGACUCUGUAGUCUAUAGAAAUAAAAAGGGCUAUUGUGAGGAACCAGCUGUCAAUGAACCAGGUGAAAUGAUGAUGAGAAUAUUUUUCCCAAGAAAACCAGAGACCUCAUUCCAAGGUUAUUUAGGUAAUGAACGUGAAACAAAGUCUAAAGUUGUUAGAAAUGUCUUUAGGAAUGGUGAUGCUUGGUAUAGAUGUGGUGAUUUAUUGAAAGCAGAUGAAUUCGGUAUGUGGUAUUUCUUAGACAGAAUGGGGGAUACUUUCAGAUGGAAAUCUGAAAAUGUUUCCACUACCGAAGUGGAAGAUCAAGUGAGUUGUAGUAACGAAUCAAUGAUCACUCAAGUCGUUGUUGUAGGUAUUAAGGUUCCUGGUUACGAAGGCCGUGCAGGGUUUGCUAUCAUUAAACUUAACAACCAGAUCGAAAACAUUCCAGAUCAUGAAAUUAUAAACUUACUCAAUGCCAUGGUAUACCACCUCAAUAAAUCUUUACCCAAAUAUGCCAUGCCAUUAUUUGUGAAAUUUGUUAACGAGAUUACAAUGACAGACAACCACAAAAUUCCAAAGAAACUUUAUAGAGAUCAAAAAUUACCAUCCGGUGUUGAUGGUCUGGACCAAAUAUACUGGCUAAAGAAUUAUAAAGAAUACACACUACUUACUGAUAGUGAUUGGGAAGAUAUUAAGAACCAAACUGUUAAAUUAUAA